Messenger RNA from Lates calcarifer (barramundi perch), 3998 nucleotides. RefSeq lists its product as uncharacterized. The record is from RefSeq and is a predicted model, not a curated record. The transcript has 7 exons. Lineage: Eukaryota; Metazoa; Chordata; Actinopteri; Centropomidae. The coding region runs from base 446 to 1984 and encodes 512 amino acids.
GCUGAUGACAAAGCAUGUAUGAAUCUCCGACCACGUAAGGCAAAACACUGAUAUUCUGACUAAAGGGUCUAAACCUUUUCUCAGAGGGACUUCAUUUCCCAUUAGUAUCCACGUGUGUUGGUGUUGCGUAGCUAACAACGAAACCAUGGAAACAGUCUCGCAGUCAUUGCAGAGAGAGCUCGGCUAUUGCGUGUGAGCCUGUCUGUGGAUCGGUGUAGGCAGGACGUCCAGUGUCAGCUCAGCUUAAUGCCUCUAAUAUGUAAUAAAUAAUUAUUUAUGCGUGUCGAAAUACGCAGCUACGACAGGGUAACUCGCUUUCAUCGCUGAGUUUCUAUUUGGACAACAUUAGAAGGCUAAUUUAGCUAGGUUAACUUUGCUAAGUAACGUUAGUAUCCUUCGAACAGCUCCGUGGUGCUUUCGGUUUGGCUAUAUACCUUAACAGAGGAUGCUGGAGUCAAUAAAAGUAACAGAAAGACUCCACUGGCCAGAAGUAGAAAUGUCCAAAAAGUACAUCUUACACUCUACAGACAAGGCACUGAGUCCAAGCCAAGUGUGCCUGGAGAAGAUUUCUUCCAGUGUCCUCAAAGAUCUCUUCAGCACUGGCUCCAGCAACCACAACAUACUGCUGCAGACUGAGAAGGAAGAGUGUGAGAGCUCAAAGCAGUCUCUGUACAAGGGGCCAAAAACAUCAGUGAGAUGUGUUGCCACACUUGGUAAAAGAAAUCAUCCAAGCAUGGCUUUAAAAAAGGUGCAUGCUCAAGAUGGUGGUGGUAAAACUACACAGACAAAUUGUGUCCUCUCAGGCACCAACUCCAGUUUCCCUAAAUCUGCAUGGAACAUCACAGUAGUGGGCAGCACAAUGGGCCUAACCCCUCAUACAGUCCCACAGCUCAGGAAGAUGCGCAUUCCCAACUCGCUUCGCACUAAGCUUCCCUCUUUGCACAAAGCACCAAUUACACGGGAAGUGGAAAAUGCCAAGAAGCUAUGCAUUCUUACUGCCAUCAAGCCAUCCAAUGUGGAGAAAGAGAAGGCCAAGUUUUUCAGCUCUGACUUUAGCUACAAUCCGCAGUUUGAAUACAGCAACCCUGUCUCUCCGCUUGUCUUGGCACGACAUAAUAAUGCCUCAGACCGCUUCCUGACACAGGCAGUGCACAUCAUGGAGCUUGCCCUGCAGCGAUAUGGCAGCUAUGAGAAGUUUGAGCAAGUCACUGGGGGUAACCUCCUCACCAAGAGUCGCAUCUGGCACAAUGUCAAGAAAUACAUGGAGAAGGAAGGCUGCAUGGGAGAGAUAGUAGUCCAGGUGACAGAUGACCUCCUGUCCAGAGCCUCUAUGACAAUCACGAACAGCAGACCCACACUUACCAUCAACAUCUCCACUGCACGAGAGCACUGGCUGGAGGGCAUGCUGAGGCAUGAGAUCGGCACGCAUUAUUUCCGUGGCAUCAACAACUCCCACCAGCCGUGGAGCAGCAGCGCGGGCAGGAAGAAGCACAACCUGAAGCCCCUGAACCCCACAGAGGAGGGCUUGGCCAGCAUCCACAGUGUUCUGUUUAGAAAAGACCCCACUCUGUGGCGUGCUGCCCUGCUCUACUACACUGUCUACCAGGCCAGCCACAUGUCCUUCUCGCAGCUCUUCCACAACCUGGGAUGCUUCGUCCAGGACCCCAACACCCGCUGGGACUACUGUGUUAGAGCCAAGAGAGGCCAGACCGAUACAGCACAGCCAGGGUGCUUCAGCAAAGACCAGGUAUACUUGGAUGGUAUCUUGAAGAUCCUGAGAUACAGAGACAAGAUCAACUUCCCACUGCUGAUGGCUCUAGGAAAGGUGUCAUUCGAAGAUGUGGACCGCCUGAAAGCCCUGGCUCAGAUGGACAACAUCCGUAUCCCACACUUCAUGCAGGACCAGGCGAAGUAUGCUGAGCAGCUGACAAAAAUCAUGGUGGUGAACCAGCUCACUGACGAGAAGCUCAAGACCAUUAUCUGAGCCUGCUUCACUCCCCCGCACAAUCCUGAUCAGACCUGAAUAAAAGCUGUCAUACUACUGCCAGCCAUGAGCUGUAUUACUUAACAUCACCGUCAGUGUGCAUGGUAACAGAGUGUGAGACUUGUGCAGUGUGCUGUAUUGCAUGUAGUAUAGUGUUAGAUUGGUAUGUAAUUAAAAAUCUGCUCUUGUGUAGUCAUUUCUCCACUGACAGAUCGCUCUGAGAAUCAUUUCAGUGUGUUGUGUUAAGGGCUGGAUAAAUUUUUACAACAUUUUAUAGCAGUGCCAGUACAAUACUUAAUUCACUUUAACAAUACAAAAAUAUACUUUUAACUCUACCUUACUUUUUUUAAUAUAAAUAUUUACCAAGUAUUUUGUGCCAACUUUUUCUUCUUCUUGACAAUUUCUGAUACUCAGUUUGGUUUGAGUUGGUUUGGUUUGGUUUGGUUUGGUUUCUAGUAGCGUUUCAAUGGUCUGAAAUAGAGUUUUAAUAUAACCAAAUAAGAGCCUGACUUUUUUUUUUUUUUUUUAGGCAGGUCCCUGAUCUCAUGGUCUCAGGUUAAUUUGUAAAACAUGCUGUCUGACAAUGUUGGAAAUCCGAAUUGUUUAUAAUUGUUCCAAAAUGCCACACUGGAAGGCAGAGUGAAAACCCUGAGUGCAUAAAGAGGGAAAUGAUGGAAUAUUCAGUGUUGCACGAAAAGUGCCAUAAAUAGCUAGGUAAUGAACAAAAAAAAGAGAGCUAGAUAGAAGUUCAAUUGCUGGCUGCUGACUUGAAAGUACUUUGUGGUGGACAAACUGUAAUGGUGUAAUGUAAUUGUGAGAUUGUAAUUUUCCUCAAACAUAACUUUGGGAUUUCUGAACUUAAGUUUCUUGUCUAUUUAUAUUUUUUGAGAUCAACCAGCUCUUAAGAUGUGGUAAAACAACAACAGGAUGUGUCAUGUUCUAGUUAGACCCACUGCCUGCCCUGUUACCUCGUAACUGAACCGUUGUUUUGCUAACACAAGAUGGAGAAAGCUAACAAGUUGAGCUAAGGCAGAUAAUGAUAAUAACAUAACUAUUUAAGAGGUACUGAAAUGUGGGGAAGCAUUUUGGAAUUAACACCAUAGUUAAAUGCAAGUCCCUUAUAAUAAUGUUACCUUGUUACUCAGUGAGCAGUGAGUUGCAUUUGAAUUAAUUUAAAUAAAAAACAUGCUAGUGCAAAUUUGUUCAAACUUCAUGUUUAAGGUCACAACCCUAGUUCCAGUAUGUCAGUGUAUAACUGUGAUAAUCUAAAUCAGCCAAUAAUAGUGGAUGUGACAGUGUGUUGUGUGCAUGAAUAUGGUUAAAUUCAGACAAAGGGAACAACACAACAGUUUUAGCAAAACCUUAUUUCCCUAAUACUACAAUAUGGAUUCUUUUGCCUCUCAUGCAACUAUGACAACUGUACUUGCCUACAGUAGUGGCUCUUUAGUGAAGAUUAACACAUUAUUACACUUUGCUUCCUCUAGAUACCUCUGAAGGUUAUUAUUGUUGUAGUGCAUGCAUUAGGCAGAGGUGUUGCUCGAGAGAAAGAUGGUGAAAGUGGGAUGGUGCACAAUGCUGCUGCCUCUCACUUGGCAGAGAUGCAGUGAUGAAUAUAUUCCUGUAUAAGAGUUUUGUCAGCAUAGUUACACACAGGACUGCUGGUUAAAGCUGAACAUAUCAGUACUGUUCUACAUUUCCUUGAAGCCCUGUUUAUCCAUUUACACUUUUUUUUUUUUUUUUUUUUUUUUACGUUCGCUCUACCUUUUCAACUGCAGUGAUAAAUUCAGUUAUUGUGUUGGUGUCAUUUAUACAGACUGAUACAUCUAUGCUUUAUAAACCAAAUGCCUUGUAGUUUUACUGUAAUACUGUGGUUUUUGUCCUGGAGCAUGUGUGUUACUCUGCUUCCUCAAAGACCCCUUAAAUGGUACAGUGUAAUAACAUUGCAUUUUUAUGUGAUAUUUUCUAUUUGAAGGAUUUUUUUGUGUGAUAUCAAUAAACAGACUCUAAAAUGGAC